AUGAAUGAUGAUGAAAUUGUAAACAAACAUAGGAGUUUUUUUAAUAAUAAAUCUUAUAACCCAAACGAAAAAAAAAAUAAUGUUAAUCAUGGAAAAAUAAAUGGAGAAAAAUUCAACUAUGCUAAUAAAAUAACCAAAGGGGAAUCAUUUGAAGGGAAAAAGAUGAGCGAAUAUAAUUAUAAUUGCCAAAGAAAUAAGACCAUAAUAAAUUCAAAAUAUAGAGACAACCAAAUAAAUGGAAUGGAAAAUGGUGGCCAAAAAUUAUAUAAUAACAACUAUUUGGAAAACUAUUUUACUUGUUAUAAUAAUAAUGACAUUUCCAAGGGUAGUAUAAAUAAUAAUGCUGAAAGUGAAAACCAACAUGUGUUUUCUAACAAAAAUAAUAUGAAUAUAAAAAAACGAUUGGCAAUUUAUCCGUCAUACAAAAACAAUGCAUAUUUUAAUAAUAAAACUGGAUAUGUAAAUAAAAAUGCGUUGCCAAACGUUCAAAGCGUUUCCUUAAAUAAUAAUAGUAAUAAUAAUAACAAUAAUCAUGCAUAUAUGCAACAUAAUUUAAAAAUGAAUGUCAAUUUUAAUUCGGGUCCAAUUCACCCAGAUUAUUUAAUGAGAAAGGAACCCGUAAAUUGGAAUGGCAAUAAUAUGGUAAAUGAUCAUGAUGCAAAUAAAAAUAAAAACAGAAAAAUAGGAGGCAAUAAUUAUGACAGCUUUAGAGAAACAAAUAGUAAUAUUCAUAAUAAUUUCUAUGAUAAUAAUUUGCAACAAAAUAAUAAGAUUUAUAUUCCAAAUCAACCAAAUAGUAUUUCUACUUAUAAAAAUAACUUAAUAAAUGAUAAGGCCAAUUAUAAAUUAAAUGUGAAUAACAGUCUAAACAUUGGGAACAUAAAUAACAGUUAUUUUAUGAACGGAAAUAAUUAUAAUAAUAAUAAUAGUUGUGGCUAUACAAACAGUCAUAAUAAAAAUGGACACUAUACUAAUACAAUAAAUUACAUGGGUAAUAAAAAAAAAAAUCAAAGGGUGCACACACAAAAAAAAAAUAAUAAUUUUUUAAAUAAUCAUACAAGUAUAAAGAAAGAUAUAAAAAACGGUGAUAAUAAUUUGGAAAGCAAGAAAAGUGCAAAUAAAAAUGAAUCAAAAAAUAUUUAUUGCAAAUAUUGCAAUAUAGAAGUUAAUGAGAAAGAGUUAGAAGAACAUAAUAAAUUAGAACAUAUUAAAUGCCCUAUAGAUAAUUGUGGAGAAAUAUAUAAUAUAGAUUUUUUUGAUAUUCAUUUAUUAAGCCAUGAAAAAAAUGAAAAAAAUGAAAAUAUUUUAGAAAGCAAAGAAGAAAUACAAAAAUGGAUAGAAGAACGAAAAAAAAAUUAUCCUACAAAAAAAAAAAUUAUGGACAUAAAAAAUAAUAAUAAUAUAAAUUCUGAAACAAAAGAAAAAAAAAAUAAAGAAAAAAAAAUAACAAGUUUGAUUGAAAAAUUAUUAGUAGAAAAAUAUUCGUCUGCUAUUGGUAGAAAUAUUUAUUAUCAAACUCAGUCACAAAGAAAAUCUAUAUUUGUUCCCAUAUUAAAUAAAUUAAUUGAAAAUAAUCAUAAAAAUGUAUAUGAAAAUACUUAUUAUAGCAUUUCAGAUAAAUACAAUAAAAAAAAUAUAAAAUUUAACAAAAGAGUAAAAAAACACAAUCUAAUUGACUCGUUAAAUGUUCAUAAAAAUGCGCCACUUAUAUAUCAAUUAAUGAAAAAUGAUAUAUAUGUGUAUGAACAAAAAUUAAUGCAGUGUAUUGAAUUUAUAGUAAAUAAUAAUUUUUUUGACAAUAUAUUUGAUGCUAAUCAAGAUAUUGUUGAGUUAUAA
Molecule: messenger RNA, 1836 nt
Organism: Plasmodium berghei ANKA
Lineage: Eukaryota; Apicomplexa; Aconoidasida; Haemosporida; Plasmodiidae
Product: conserved Plasmodium protein, unknown function
Exons: 1
Coding region: 1-1836 (611 amino acids)
Source: RefSeq, a predicted model, not a curated record